UGUGUGCAACUCUCUCUACAGGAGACAUUAGAAAAGCACCAAGAGUGUCUAAAGAGGCAAAGGGAAGCAGUGAAAUACAGACUGAAAAAACUGGCAGCACGACAAUCAGAAAUCGCAAAAAGGUCCUCAGUGAUAAGGGAGAGCAUCAUACGAAAAUAUCAGGAGAUCCAGGCCAUGCUGGACAAGGACCUGAGGACGACCCUGUCCCACCUGGAGAUGGAGGAGCGGGCUGCUGUCUCUGCCCUGGAUGGGCUGAUGGAAAAUAACUUUUCUCUGAUCCAGGAGAUAGAGCAGGACCUGGCCAGACUCACUGUGGCAAUGGACCAGACUGAAAAAGAGCCUGAUACAAUGUCUUUCUUUUCGUACCCUGAGCAGCAAGACAUGGAGACAGUGGACAGAGUGAUGGACCUGCUAAACAGGACAGACCCGAGCAGUGUGAGCCUGGACGAAGUUAAAGCUGACCAGAUCCUUGGCCUCACCAACAACAUGCUUCUGCUUAUCAGCUCACAGACCCCUAUAAUCAAGAAACUCACCAAGAGUUAUUCCAGCGAGGUGUGUCUGGACCCAGAGACGGCUCACCCAAAGCUGAUCAUCUCCCCCCAAGGUGACAGUGCCACCUACACAGACACCUGGCAGCAACUUCCUGACCUCCCUGGGCGCUUUGACACCACCCUCAAUGUCAUCAGCUUGCAAGGAUUCAGCUUUGGUCGCCAUUACUGGGAGAUUGAUGUGACUGGGAAGACUUACUGGGAGCUAGGCAUCACCUAUCCAAACAUUCCCCGCAAGGGCACCACUGAGGUCUGCUGGCUGGGCCGGGGGGACGAGUCCUGGUGUGUGGAGUUCUUUGAUGGGGAGUAUACAGCCUGGCACGGAGGUGUGCCCCAUCAGCUGCCUUUAACAAAAAGCUUCUGUCGGAUUGGUGUGUUGUGUAGUUUCCCUGCAGGGAUGGUGACGUUUUUUGAGGCAGACAACAUGACGCCAUUAUUCUCCUUCUGUGCCGGAACCUUCUCAGACUGCCUCCACCUGGCCCUGUGUCCUGGUCAUGACCACAAUGGCACCAAUGCUGAGCCUGUUGUGAUCUGUAAUGCUCCAUCUCCUUCCAGUGAUCUCUGAUUAGUGGCUCCACAGAAAAGUAAUUCUUUGCUAAAGCACCAUUUUCUAAUAAUGCACCAAUUGUAAAGGUUUAUAAUUAAACAACACUAAGAAUCUACAGCUAUGCUAGCAGCCCUGUGAGGCUUAACACACAACGUUUUGAGCUAAAGGCUAACAUCAGAAUGUUCACAGUCACGCUAACAUGCUAAUGUUUAGCAGGUUUAGCAUGCUAACAAUUGCUAAUUAGUACAGCUAGAGCUGAUACAAUUUUGCUAUUCAGGUAUACUAUUCGGUCAUGAAUAAAAAGUACAGGACAAAUGAAAUGUCUGAUCUGAUGAUGGUGCUACAAGAAGUCAGCAGAGCAGCAAAGUUGUUGAAAUUUAUCCUGACCGGGGCAUGGAUGUCUGUUCCAAAUUUCAUGGCAAGCCAUCCAAUAGAUGUUUGAAACAUUUUACUUAAACCCACAAAUGACAAACACAUGGUGUUGCCACAAUACAAGUAGGAUUCGUCCUAUGGGGACCAUGAAUGUAUGUGCAAGUCAGUACAGUCAGACAGUAGAGGAAAUGUCAUAACACCAAAUUCAUUCGCAAUUCAUCCUUUGGACACUGUGGAUAUUUGUACAAAAUUUCAUGACAAACCAUUUUUGUUCACAUAUUUCUAUGAAAGUCAAAAAUGUCAUCUUCAUGGUAGCUCUACAAGAAAAGCCAAGGGAUCACCAAAGUCAGGAGGAUUAAUCUUCUGGGGACCAUGAAUGUCUGUACAAAGUUUUAUGGCAAUCCUGUUUGAGAUAUUUUAGUCUAUAUUAGUGAAUCUGUCAGCUUGUAAAAUGUCUGGCUGGCUGGUGUUUCUCCUUUGUAUUUGAUAAUAAUAUGUUAUAAAUGUUAAAAAUCCAAUUUUA
Anarrhichthys ocellatus (wolf-eel) is the source of this 1990-nucleotide messenger RNA. Its product is annotated as probable E3 ubiquitin-protein ligase TRIML1. Gene Ontology annotation, molecular function: protein binding. The annotation marks the transcript as partial. Lineage: Eukaryota; Metazoa; Chordata; Actinopteri; Perciformes; Anarhichadidae. The transcript has 5 exons. The record is from RefSeq and is a predicted model, not a curated record.